ACUUGAAUAGACACUCCUGUCCCCGCUGCACCUGUCCCAGGUGAGCAGCUCUCGGGGGUCCUUCCUUCACCUUGCACGCACGCACUGAGUGAUGAGAGGUCGAGUUUGGGCCUGGCAGCGUCCUCUCUCCUGUCCCCUGUACUGUAAAGCCGCACCCAGGAGCCUUUAGAGAGUGUUACAAGAAUGAAUAAUCCUAUACCGUCCAACUUGAGGUCAGAAGCAAAAAAGGCAGCUAAAAUAUUACGAGAAUUUACAGAAAUAACUUCCAGAAAUGGACCUGAUAAGAUCAUACCAGCCAAUGUAAUAGCUAAAGCUAAAGGCCUUGCAGUUUUGUCUGUUAUCAAAGCCGGAUUUUUGGUAACAGCUCGAGGAGGCAGCGGCAUUGUAUUAGCACGUCUUCCUAAUGGAGGUUGGUCUUCUCCUUCUGCAAUAGGGAUAGCUGGCCUUGGUGGUGGAUUUGAAAUUGGAAUUGAGGUGUCAGAUUUAGUAAUAAUACUGAACCAUGAAAGAGCAGUUGAAGCUUUUGCAAAAGGUGGCAAUCUUACACUUGGAGGAAAUUUUACAGUGGCAAUUGGGCCUUUGGGAAGAAAUUUAGAAGGUGAUGUUGCCGUACGAAGCUCGGCUGCUGUCUAUACAUACUGCAAAUCGCGAGGGUUGUUUGCAGGGGUAUCUUUAGAAGGAACAUGUUUAAUUGAAAGGAAAGAAACUAAUCGCAAAUUUUAUGGUCAAGAUAUUCGAGCUAGUGCCAUUUUAUUUGGUGAUGUACCUCGUCUUACUCAAUCAGAAGAUCUGCAUGAAAUUCUGGAUUCCUUUACUGAACAAUAUGAAAAUGAGGAGCAGAAAAACAAUGCAAGAAAAGCAGCAAGGGAACAAAGGAAGGCUAAUGUUCCACCUGUUAAACCAUCGUCAAGGCCACAGUCACGUAAGCCACCUGUGUGUGCUGCACCAGCAGAUGUAAAAAAUCCACACAAACUUUAUCCUGAACUUCCCAAUUACCAUGCCACUGAGGGAAGUAGAGCCUGCAGUUCAGAAGGGGGAGAUAAUGUUACAAGCAGCAGCAAUAACUUCCUGGAGCAGUUCCACUGUGAAAUAUACCAGUUUUUGAAGAGAACAUGCGAUGAUGAAGGUUGACAAACUGCAUUCUUCAGCAUUAUGGAAGAGUUUGAUCCCAAGGCUACUGAAAUCAAUAGAAGUCUUUCCAUGGUGCUCAUCUGGAUUUGGAUCAGGCCCUAACUGCCCACAGUCAAUAUUCUGGAGUUUUAUUUCAUUGAUCACUACAAAGGAAGGCAAAUAUUACAGAGAGGCAAAACUGUUUAAUACAGUAAUAGACAAACCUUGUGAGAUAUCAAAUGCAUUGAUAUUCUAAUGAUUGUAGAGAGUUGAAGCCACUAAACUCUGUCCAAUCUUGCUUUUAAUUGUGUGGUUUUAUUUUAUCUCUAUGUACGGUAUAUACAUUAUUUAUCACUAAUUUUUAGAAUUGGUUGGUUCAUGUCACAGAUUGUUUAAUUUAGGUCAAAUAGGACAGAUGUUUGGUUAGCGAAUCUUUCUGUGUGAAUCCAGAUUUAGGUGCAGGAUACUAGUUAUUGUCCUCUGUAAAGUUUUGGCCCUGAAUUAUGCAGCGGGGGGGCAGU
This is a messenger RNA of Malaclemys terrapin pileata, 1631 nucleotides long. It is a transcript of the gene SH3YL1, whose product is annotated as SH3 and SYLF domain containing 1. NCBI's taxonomy places the organism in Eukaryota, Metazoa, Chordata, Testudines, Emydidae. Gene Ontology annotation, molecular function: phosphatidylinositol binding; protein binding. Gene Ontology annotation, cellular component: ruffle membrane. The record is from RefSeq and is a predicted model, not a curated record. The coding region runs from base 184 to 1131 and encodes 315 amino acids. The transcript is spliced from 11 exons.